AUGUUUGCGCGACGCCGGCCGGCAUCACCAUCUCAACCCACACCUCCUAGCGCCGAACCAGUCAACAACCCGACGAGUCUGUUGAAUGCCCCCGAAGCUCACCACAAUGAGCCUGCCACUGGUUUCGCCGAUAUCUACGGGUCAUUGACACCCCGACAAAUCAGCGUUAUCACUAUCGGAUCGGCCAUUGGAACGGGUUUGAUGGUUGGUACGGGAAGAGCAUUGUCCAUGAGCGGCCCUGCAGCCAUUAUCAUUUCAUAUACCAUCGUCGGAUUUGCCGUCUUCCUUGUUCUCUCCGCUUUAGGUGAGGUCGCUUCGUGGCUGCCGAAGCCAUAUACAGUCGCCGACCAGGCUGUCCGAUUCUGUGAUCCGGCACUUGGGUUCAGCUUGGGCUGGAUCUUUUGGUUGAAAUAUGCCCUCGUCACGCCGAACCAGCUGACUGCUGCGGCACUUGUCGUCUCUUACUGGGUAGAUGCUGAGCGAGUCAAUCCCGGAGCAUGGAUUACAAUCUUUCUCUCGGUUAUCGUGACGCUGAACUGCAUUAGCCACAAGUUCCCCAGUCGGAUUGAGUUCUAUGUCUCUUCGUUUAAAUUGGUUGUCAUGCUGGGACUCAUGAUUCUGUCUACGGUUAUUGCGUUGGGCGGAGGACCGGAUCAUGAUCGCAGAGGGUUUCGGUAUUGGUCGGAUCCUGGUCCUUUUGGGGCUCAUCACCACCAUGCACAUGGGUUGCUCGAGAAGUUCUAUAUCACUUGUUCGACUAUGUCUUCGGCCACGUUUGCAUACAUUGGGAGCGAGAGAUCGGGUAUCUGCCACUUUCCGAAUGUUGAAAAGGCCACAUCGCGGGCAAUCAAGAAUACCUUCUAUCGGAUCAUGGUGUUCCAUCUUCUUGCAAUCACUCUUCUUGGGAUGAUUGUUCCCCAAGACUCGGUGUCUGUGGCCUUCAACAGCGAAGCCAACCAUGAAGCUGCAGCAUCGGCUUUCGUCGCUGCUCUAUACUUGGCCGGGAUCUCGGUUCUACCCGAUUUGCUUAAUGCAUGCAUUUUGUUAUUCGUCUUGUCCAUUGCAGACUACGAUCUCUACUUGGCAACUAAAGCAAUGUGCGAUCUGUCACUCAAGCACCGUGCACCUGCAUUUCUAUCACGCACCACUAGCCGCGGCGUUCCAAUCUACUCCUUGGGCGUAUGUUCGUCAAUGGCUACACUCGCGUAUCUCAAUGUCUGUCAGGACUCGACGGUCGUCUUCCGGUAUUUCGUGGACAUGGUCACCAUGCUUGGCCUUCUGACAUGGAUUUCGAUCCUCAUCACCCACAUCUCAUUUGUGCGUGCACGAAGGGCCCAAGGAAUCCCAGACAAGGCUCUGGCCUUCAGGGCUCGCUUCGGUCUACCGGGAACCUGUUUGGCUCUGGUUCUUUGCCUUUUCAUCGCCGUCACAAUUGUCUUUGACGCUUUCAGUUACGAGGCUGGUACCCGGAAAUUCGAUGCCGGGUCGUUCAUCGCCUCCUACAUCAGUAUCCCUUUCUAUAUUAUUUUGCUUAUCGGGUACAAAGUGGCUGUUGUCAACAGCAAGCGUGUUCUCCCCAUAGAAGCCGAUUUGUGGACGGACAAGAACGAGCCGGAACACGAGAGCGUGGAAGUGAAUUGA
Penicillium canescens is the source of this 1641-nucleotide messenger RNA. Its product is annotated as putative amino acid permease. Gene Ontology annotation, biological process: amino acid transmembrane transport. The record is from RefSeq and is a predicted model, not a curated record. Gene Ontology annotation, cellular component: membrane. Gene Ontology annotation, molecular function: amino acid transmembrane transporter activity. The coding region runs from base 1 to 1641 and encodes 546 amino acids. The transcript has 5 exons. Lineage: Eukaryota; Fungi; Ascomycota; Eurotiomycetes; Eurotiales; Aspergillaceae.